GUCAUAUUUGGCUCUGUACAAAGACUAAAUAAUUUUUUUAUUGAAUAAACGUCUCUUCUGGCCUCCAUCUUUCCCUCGAAAUUCUGUUUCCCAACCCAGCUUCCUUCUUCUCUCCACAAGCAUCCGUCCUACUCUCUCUCCUCCCCCCCUCUUCACCAUUUUCGUGUCCAGAAACCUGUUGAAGGAUUACUCUCAUCUGAGUAUUUCUCUCAUCGUCCCAGAAUCGACAUCAACGGAGUGAAAAACGCAACGGCAGACUUUUUUUUUUUUUUUUUUAUUCCCUAGAAUCCAACGACAAUCUUGCAUAUUUCAACCCAAAAACCCUUGGUACAUUUGGGGUCAUAAGGAUAUGCUUGUGGGUAAAUGAAGGAUUGGAGCUUGGCAUUUGGUCUUGUUUGGGUUUCUGCAGUGGCUAUCAGGUUGGACGUAACAAUGGCAGGAGUGAUAAGAAAGUUUUUCAUUGCGUCCAUGUUUAUGUGGGUUGCUCCAGUUGCAAUAUUGUAUGGUUUUAACCAUAAUUUACUUCCUGGUUCAACACAGUUGUCUCCCCAUUAUCUGACGCUGGUUAGUGGCUUCCUUGCUGUCAUAUCUGUCAAUGUUGUUAUUGCCCUCUAUGUAUAUAUGGCAAUGAAGGAACCUUCAGAUAAGCAUGAGCCAGAUCCUGCAUUUCUUGCUGAAGCGAAAGCUAGUGUCAGUCAGUCUACAAAUCAAGCUGAUAAUUCUUCCCAGCCAGGAAAGAAGCAACAAUAGUUUAAACUUAAGACUUUCUCGUGUACCAAAAAAAGAAGUUAAAAAAAAUGCGGAGAAAACUUGCUGGUUGGAUAAUUGUCAAAAUUUCACAUGAUAAAGUUAUUCUCAAGCUUGGUCUUAGAUUAUUAUUUAUCUUUGGCUCACUUUUUACUUGUCAAAAGAUUAUUAUAUUUUGUUACACCCGGAUUUUGAUGUAUUCUUAUUUUUAUUGGGCUGGAUUUGCAGUCAAAUUCUUCUUGCAUUAAAUUUAUGAUUCCUCAGGAGCAGUUGCAUGAUAGCAGCCUGGUUGACCAGGCAGAAGCUUUCCUUGGAUGAGCGAGAGCCUCUUCUACAUGGGGGGCUUAUCUUUGUUCAUAUAGACGGUACAGUGAAGAGCAUUGCGCGUGUAGCGAAGCUGUGCAGUGGGUCUGUCUGUGUGGCUUGAUUGAGGGACCCUCAUUAGUUUGUAAGGACCUUGAUCAUUUUCUUUUAUUGUUGUGCUUGUAUUAAAGAUUGAGGGCUCUCUCUGCAACUUGGUUGUGUUCA
Messenger RNA from Carya illinoinensis, 1275 nucleotides. RefSeq lists its product as uncharacterized. The transcript has 5 exons. NCBI's taxonomy places the organism in Eukaryota, Viridiplantae, Streptophyta, Magnoliopsida, Fagales, Juglandaceae. The record is from RefSeq and is a predicted model, not a curated record. Gene Ontology annotation, biological process: vacuolar proton-transporting V-type ATPase complex assembly. Gene Ontology annotation, cellular component: endoplasmic reticulum membrane. Bases 364 to 750 code for a protein of 128 amino acids.